This is a messenger RNA of Danio rerio (zebrafish), 1414 nucleotides long. RefSeq names its product aristaless related homeobox a (gene arxa). Gene Ontology annotation, cellular component: chromosome; nucleus. Gene Ontology annotation, biological process: regulation of DNA-templated transcription; regulation of transcription by RNA polymerase II; neuron differentiation. Gene Ontology annotation, molecular function: DNA-binding transcription factor activity, RNA polymerase II-specific; DNA binding. Lineage: Eukaryota; Metazoa; Chordata; Actinopteri; Cypriniformes; Danionidae. The record is from RefSeq and is marked provisional.
AUGAGCAGUCAGUACGACGACGAUAGCCGCGAUCGGAGCGAAUGUAAAAGCAAGUCGCCCACCGUGCUUUCUUCCUACUGCAUAGACAGUAUACUGGGCAGAAGAAGCCCCUGUAAAGUCAGACAACUGGGAGCGCAAAGUUUACCAGCACCCGUCAGACCGGACCACGAAAUGACAACCGAAGUCACCUCCAAAGAGAAUUCGUUUGACUCGGACAUGCACCUGCCGCCCAAAUUGCGCCGGCUCUACGGCCCUGGUGGGAAGUACCUGGACUCCGGGAGGGGGUUUCACGAGCACCUAGAAAAGGGUGAGAGGGAGAGACUGCUGGACCAAGCCUGCGAGAGUCUCAAAAUCAGCCAAGCGCCUCAAGUCAGCAUCAGCCGUAGCAAGUCGUACAGAGAAAACGCGCCGUUCAGCCAGAGUGAUGAAGGCCAGAGUCCCGAACACAUGGCGCAGGAGCUGGUGGAGCUCAGCACCCUGAAGUUUGAAGAGGAUGUAGUCAAAGAGGAGGCGUGCGGAGACAACAGUCUGUCUCCCAAGGAUGAAGAGAGCUUACACAACGAUGGGGAUGUAAAAGAUGGAGAGGACAGUGUGUGUCUGUCGGCCGGCAGCGACUCGGAGGAAGGGAUGCUUAAACGGAAGCAGAGAAGAUACAGGACUACCUUCACCAGCUAUCAGCUGGAGGAGCUGGAGAGGGCCUUCCAGAAAACACACUACCCCGAUGUGUUCACCAGAGAGGAGCUCGCGAUGAGGCUGGAUCUGACAGAAGCGCGCGUUCAAGUUUGGUUUCAGAACCGAAGGGCAAAGUGGAGGAAACGUGAAAAGGCAGGUGUUCAGGCUCACCCCACAGGCCUGCCUUUUCCUGGGCCGCUGGCAGCUGCUCACCCCUUGAGUCAUUACCUGGAAGGAGGACCCUUCCCACCUCACCCUCACCCAGCUCUGGAGUCAGCAUGGACCGCUGCAGCAGCAGCUGCUGCUGCGUUUCCAGGCCUGGCCCCACCCCCAAAUAGCUCCGCCCUCCCUCCUGCCACACCCCUUGGCCUUGGAACCUUCCUGGGCACAGCAAUGUUCAGGCAUCCAGCCUUCAUUGGACCCACUUUUGGCAGACUCUUCUCAAGUAUGGGUCCUCUGACCAGUGCUUCCACAGCGGCCGCUCUCUUGCGCCAAACUGCACCACCAGUGGAGAGUCCAGUGCAGCCAUCAGCAGCCCUCCCAGAACCACCUUCUUCCUCAUCCUCUACAGCCGCCGACCGCAGGGCAUCCAGCAUUGCAGCUCUGCGUCUCAAAGCAAAGGAACAUUCGGCCCAAUUGACCCAACUCAACAUCCUGCCGUCCGGCACUGCAGGGAAAGAAGUGUGCUGAUCCUUCUCCUUAAAAACAAAACAAAUGAUUAAAGAAACCAUCUCAACAAAAA